UGCAAGGACAACAAAACAAAUUCGGCAGGACAUAUACAGUUUUUUUUUCCUUUGUGUCUCCCAAUUAGUGCAGUCUCGUCCCUAUUCCAAUUGGAGAGCUCCCAGGAGCCGUUAGCGUCCCGAUUCCAAAAUGCAUUGGUGGCGUCCCAGCAAUUAGAUGGCCCAGCAAAUAGCCAGACAGCAGCACACAGCCGAAAAUGAACAAUUUGGAGCACGUUAAGCACUUCUACCCAGAGAACUAUAAAUUGGAUCUAUCGGAGACGAUGAAGGCGGCACUAUCCAAGGGCCCCGGCGUCGGGGGCGUGGCCAGUGGAGCGUCGCACAGCGAUAUGCUGCCGCAGCCGAAUGCCGGACUGCCUGGCGUGGGCUAUGUGACCGAGAAGCUGUACAUGCUGCUCCAGCUCUACUUGCAGAACAAGGGCUGGAACCCCAGUGCCGAGCUGCUGCAGUGCUUCAGCGAUCUGAAGGACAACGCAAUGCUGCCCAGUGCCGCCUACCUGCAGGUUCUGGCCAAUCGUCUGACUCUGGACUCCCAGGGUCGCCUGAUUCUGCGCGACAAUGGAAAGAUUGUCCUGCCGUUUGAGCAUUUCGCCAAUGCUGUCAUGCUGAAGCACAUGUCCGGUCCGCACGGUCUUCAUCUAAGUGUGGACGCCACGGUGCGGGCUGUCAUCGAGUCGUACACGAUUGGGCGGGAUCAGUUCGGCAUGGAGAAGGAGUUCAUCAUCGAGGUGGUGCAGUCCUGCCCCAGUCCAGCCUGCCGCUACUACAAGAACCACAUGGGCAUCUCGCCCAUGCCAUUCAUGGAACAGCAGUAUCCUGGCGUGAAUACGCCCGACUUCUUGCAGCGUCUCUCCCACCUGCCGCCCAGCAGUGCAGCCGGAUCAAGUGCCGCUGCUGGGUCUGCCUCCAGCGCUGCCAGCAGCACCAGCUCAAGCAAUGUGGAAAUUGACUUAUCCAAGUCGACGGGCUCCAAGGUGGCACAGGUGCCAGUGCCGCCGCAACUGCAGCAUCUGACCAAGCAGCAGCAGAACAGCAUUCAGACGCAACUCUCCCAGAUCAGUGCUGCCGCCGCACAUCAUCAGCAGCAGCAGCAGCAGCAGCAACAGCAGCAACAACAACAACAGCAGCAGCAGCAGCAACAACAGCAGCAACAGCAACAACAGCAGGCCCAGGCGCAAGCCAAGCACCAGCAGCAGCUUACGGCGGCUCUGAUACAGCAACAGAAUCGUGUGCUUGCCCAGCAGAGCCUCGAGAAGCUAAGCAACUUGAGUCCGCUGGAGAAACAGCGUGUGUUUGCUCAGCUGGAUCCCAAGCACUUUGAUCCGAUGGCCGUGGCCGCAGCAGCAGCCAAUUUACAGAUCCAGGGACUGAUGCAAUCGCAGGCAGUGGCCGCCGCAGUGGCUGCAAAUCAGCAGCCACCUCCAGCCGCCAGCACAUCCACGUCCGGGAGUUCUGGUGUCAGUUCGCAGGCCCAUCACCAUCCAAUGCCACCGCCAUCACAGUCGCCGCACUCAUCAUCAUCGUCUUCCUCGCACUCGUCGCUGGAUCAGCUCUCACACAAGAAUGUAGCUGAUUCCUUGCGCUCAAAUCUUGAUUCGAUUGAGUCGAACAAGGAUCUGCUGGCGCUGCACAACGGGGCCUGGGCCACCAGCGAUGCCAAUCGCAUGGAUCACAUGGCCGUUGGCCAGGACAAGAUUGUACGCAUUUUCUCUGAACUUAUGCGGAACAUGUCCCGCAUGAAGACCUACAUACGUCCAUCCAUGUGCAAGCCCUACGGCAAGCAGAGCGAGAGUCUGCAGAAGACACUCAUGGACACCAUUCAGAUUGUGCAAACGCUGCGCAACUGCUUGCCGGCUCCCCACAUACCGGUCUCCUCCUGGAAGAGUGAGAGCGAGGGUAACAUGGGUACAGGUGUGGGCGUUGGCGUCGGUGUUGGUGUCGGUGCCGUUCCACAAGGACUAAACCUGAGCGCUGCCUUGGGUCUGCCAUCAGGCAGAGUGGACAACAUGCACUAGGCGGGGCAUGGUAAGAGAUAUUCUCUAAGAUGCAACCCAACAGAAUGAUAUCACACACACUUUACGCUCAAAUUCCUUGCAGAAUUUCGAGAAUACAUAGUAUUACGUACAUAAACCCAUUUAUAUGAUAAGGAUAGAAGAGGUUCACCUUCAUAGGCUUGGCUCCAGUUUUCCUUUUAGCAAUUAUGUGCCAUGUUCAACACAAGACUUGAUUUCGUUUCAACACUUGACUGACAUUUAGAUAUGUAUGUACGAGUAUAUGUUGUGGCCCGAUCCUGAUUGGGGAUUAUGCACUGUACAAGUGAUCAACCCACACAACAGUGGAUUGAGCCUUGUAGGGCGCAUCGAAACAGCGGUUGGAACCGUUUUAUCUUUAUGAAUCCAUCUCCUUUAAUUGACUUGUCUCUCACUCUGACUCUGACUCUCUGUACUUCCCGAUUUGGCAUACAAAAUUUAAACGCAAAAUGGAGAAUUAGUUAAAAAAUUGGCAAAACGUCUGUGAUAUUUAAAUUAUGUUGGCAUAUGGAAAGCAAAACUAAAUUUACAUUUUUUUUUUAAAUAUUUUUUUAUACAUUGUGUGCCCUUUGUUGUGACGAUUUUACAAUUUACUCUGUGCAAUACCUACUAAGCAUCUAUUCUUAACUAUUCCUGUGCAAUUGACAACUUCUCACCCAUAUCAAAACCCCAACUCGAAUCUAACAUGGCAGCAUGCCCGCCAGCCCCCUCCCUACUACAUAAUACAUAAUAUACUACCAACGAGUAUAUAGACGGCAUAAGAAUUAUAUUAUAUUUUGCAUUAGAAAUACAUAAAUAUUUAGGCUAUA
Messenger RNA from Drosophila subobscura, 2839 nucleotides. RefSeq names its product ras guanine nucleotide exchange factor B. NCBI's taxonomy places the organism in Eukaryota, Metazoa, Arthropoda, Insecta, Diptera, Drosophilidae. The transcript has 5 exons. The record is from RefSeq and is a predicted model, not a curated record. Gene Ontology annotation, molecular function: nuclear receptor activity; transcription cis-regulatory region binding. Gene Ontology annotation, biological process: regulation of transcription by RNA polymerase II. The coding region runs from base 198 to 2015 and encodes 605 amino acids. Gene Ontology annotation, cellular component: nucleus; aryl hydrocarbon receptor complex.